Brenthis ino (lesser marbled fritillary) is the source of this 2259-nucleotide messenger RNA. The record is from the annotation of a GenBank genome assembly. NCBI's taxonomy places the organism in Eukaryota, Metazoa, Arthropoda, Insecta, Lepidoptera, Nymphalidae.
AUGUCCCUGACGUUGCUAUUUCACGUGGCUGUGGGGAUAAUUGUGCCCGUGAUAGCAGAAAUCGAAAUGGAGUUUACUAAAUACCCUGAAUCGGUGACUGCUCCUGUCGGUGAUGAAGUAACCUUCGAAUGCGCUGUAAGAGUUCCCGGUGAGAGACUAACCUGGAGAUGGAAACCAGAUAACGAUAACUGGGCUGACUGGCACAACGUCAAUAGCACCAGUGAAAAGGAAAAUUCAUCAUCUACGCGGUUGGUCGUCCAAGUGGAAAUGGAUACUGUAACCGCUUUUUAUCAGUGUGUAGUUUGGUAUGGGGCUAUCAGUCUAGUUUCGAUACCCGCCCGCCUUGCCAUAGCUAAGGUGGAUCUUAGCAGAAACACUCAAGAAAGGCGGGUAAUCACCGCUCCGUUAUAUAAUACUGUGACGUUACAUUGUAAGGAACCUCUAUCAGAACCAAUAGCAAGAUUGAACUGGUGGAAAGAAAUUAAGGGUUCAAAAAAGAUUUUAGAUACUCCGAACGGAGUACUUGUAAUAAAUAAUGCAACAACAGAAGACAGUGGGACAUAUGGAUGUACGGCUACCAACGAUAUAAGCGAGCGAUCUGUAGACUUGCCGGAGAGGACUUAUCUAAAAAUACAACACGAGGGUCACGGAGGUAUUAGAUUUCUAGAAACAGAUGAUUUCGUGGGAACUAUAGACAAGGAUGGUGUAUUAACAGUACCGGUAAUGCCAGACGGCGCAUUGCGAUUGUGGUGCGGCAUCGUGGGGACUCCCCCACCACGGGUUACUUGGAGUAAGGGUACGGAUAUCAACUUGCCGGAACACUCUCAAUAUCUGCUCGUACAACCGUUUACAGCGGAACAUGAGGGUAUCUACUCGUGUUCAAGCAACGGAAUCCGUCGAUCUUGGAAGGCAAUAGCUCUGCAGCCGCCGCACUGGGAGGGUUCCGUCGGCAAUGUGAACGUUAUAGAGGGCUCUGAAGCGAAGAUCGUAUGUGGAACCCCACAUGGACACCCGGCUCCUAAAGUACAUUGGGUGUUUAACGCUAAACUAGUUAAAAGCGGCAAGGGAAUUAAAGCCACAGAUUCGGAGCUACUUAUCGAACGUGUGGAAAAACGGCAUGCUGGCAUCGUGCAAUGCUUCGCUUGCAACUCUCUAGGCUGCGCGUACGACGCAGCUCUACUUGUCGUGGUUCCUAUGCAGAUAUCUCAGGAUCAGGAUUACUCGGCCGAAACACCAAAGACGCAACACAUUUCUUCGCAACCACCUAAGCGGCAUAGCAAGAAAAAUCCUAGAAAAAAUAAAGCGGUUUUAAUACCUCCAUCUCGACCAAAUGUAACGAGAUUAUCAGAUGAGAGCGUCAUGGUGUCCUGGUCUCAUGACAACCACGGUCUUCCCAUACAAUUCUUUAAGGUUCAGUACAGGGAAGUGACAAAUUCACCAAACACUCAAUGGCAAACUGAAAACUACGAUAUCCCCGCCCACAUACAUUCGUUUGAGAUUGACGGACUUGUUCCUGACAAAUAUUACAAAUUCCGUAUAGCAGCCGUAUAUUCCAACCAAGAUAACAAGUUAGGUAGAAGUAGUAGCAAGUUCUUCUUACAAAAAGGAGGUUUCCAAAGUCCUCGGGCGCCGGUCCUCGACAAAGCUACAGCGUUGUCACCACACAGCGUACAGAUUAAUUGGACGUGGUCAAGUCAUGGUGGUGUAGAAGCGGAGGGUUUCUACGUAUACUACCGCGCGGUUUCAUCUGCGGGUGCGUACGAGAAGGUGACAACGCGUGGGCACGCGCGAAGCCUCGUCCUACCCCAUUUAUCCCCCGACACGGCGUACGAAGUGAAGAUACAGGCGUAUAGUGCGCAAGCGCCGUCUGACUUUAGUGCUAUUUUGAUGGCUAAAACUCAACGGGCACUGAACACGGCGAGUACAAGUACAGAAGCGUCAGCGAAAGAAGAGCGGGGGUCGUCACCGACGCUGGUGACAGCGGGCGGUGCGGCCGGUGCGGCCUUGCUACUGGUACUCAUCGUGACGUUGCUGUUAUGUCGCCGUGCUAAGAGGCCUCCUGCUGGCAAGGAGAAAGGAUCACCUGAGGGCGGCGCCAAUGGAUACCUGCCGGCCAAAGUGCCCAUCACCAUUACAGCUAACCCUAUGCACGGAGAGGGAGGUGAUGGAGGCGUAGAGAUGUCAUUCCUUCACAACAAUAACGGCAAUGCGACGAGCAGCGAUGACAACCUGCCUGCAAGAAAGAACAGACAAUAUGUG